GACGCUCGAUCUCUUUUGGCCGGUCCUUAUACGCUGUUCGCGUAUAGUGUUUGUUGGUGUCGGUACGACAGGUAUCCUAACCUCACAACUGUCAGAUUUUAACAAUUUAUAACUCUCUUAGUAGUGCCGAGCGACAAUUUUAACUUGCAAAUUCGUGUUUUACAGGCAAAAAUACACGAUCCUAUGAAUUUUCAUGAAAAACGGAGAAUGAGAGACUCUCCUUCAGUAUUACCUGGAGACUUUAUCGACAGUGCUUGAAAAUGGGCGUAGCGGAGUAGUUUCAAAAAUAAAAGUGGGCGUAAAGCGCUGGAAACUGCUUAGCGAAAUGGUAAAACGCCGGCGUGGCCGCCCUCAGGUUUCUCUCUGGUUCCAGUAAUUCCAGUGGCUGCUCUCAGGUUAUGUGCCAGGUACGUGUGUACAGGGAAUUGAGCGCGUAAUAAAUCUGCGAUACAACGAUUGCGGCCUGACAAGUCGGCGAAAUGGAGAACAUGAAAUACAUCUACCAUCUGCCGUUCUUGGAACGGCUGGAGUUUUGCAAAAUUAUGAACCAAAACGACAAGUGGGAGGCGUUGGCUGGCGCUAUGCAAUAUGACGUCCUGACAAUACAAAACUUAAGAAAGGAGAAAAAUCCCACGGAUGAACUCUUGACGCUAUGGGGUAAUCUCAAUCAUACGAUAACGGAAUUAUUUGUGUUGUUGUCCAGAAUACAGCACUAUCAGGCAAUGAAACAGCUAUUACCUUUUGUGGAUCGAAAAUUUCACAGGCUUCUGCACAACGGAGAAGCCAACUUGCAACACGUGGCGCGCACGCAGGCGGUCAACAAGAAUACCAAAGAUUUAAAGAUCGGCACGCAGAAUUUUAAUCAAUGCGCACUGCCGCAGCAGAGUGUCAAUAAAGUCUUAAAUCAAAUGGCACAGUUGGGCAUCAGCCCAAGCAACUCCAAUAAUUUAUUAGUAGCUUCGCUGGCAGCUGCCGCUGCUGUUUUCUCACCGUCUCCGCAAAAUACUGGUAGCAAUGAGAAAAAGAUCAAUGAAUCGCCACUGCCAAGAACAGAAUCUACCUUGCCACAGGCAAGCUAUAGCGAACUAGCUAUUGCCACGGAUGGAUGGAAUCAGCACAACGUAUUAGGAAGAGGUGGUUUUGGAACAGUCUACAGAGGCAUAUGGAAAAAUACCGAUGUUGCAAUAAAGAAAAUCCGACAGAAAGGAUCCGACUCGGAUGAAAGUUACAAACUGCAGCUCCAGCAGUCAUUGAAGGAAAUAAAGAUCUUGAAUUCUCGUACCCACGAAAAUAUCUUGCCGCUAUAUGCAUACAGCCUUGGUGGCGAAGCACCGUGCUUGGUCUAUCAGCUCAUGAAGAACGGAUCUUUAGAAGAUAGACUACUAUUAAGGCAAAAGACGAAACCGUUACUGUGGCUGCAAAGACAUGACAUUGCCAAAGGUAUAGCACGCGGAUUGCAAUACUUGCACACCAUCGGGGAAAAACCGUUGAUCCAUGGUGAUAUUAAAAGUGCGAAUAUUUUGUUGGAUAAAAAUUUCGAGCCUAGAAUUGGAGAUUUUGGUUUGGCGCGGGAAGGUCCCGAUAGGGACAGUAUGAAGAUCAGCAGAAUCCAUGGAACUAGACCCUACCUACCGGACGAAUUUUUACGUGACAAAAAAUUGUCUACAAAAAUAGACUCUUACAGUUACGGUAUUGUCUUGUUCGAGAUGGCAACUGGUCUUCGAGCCUACGACGAUUCACGGCCCGAAAACAAAUUACUGGUACAUUUAAUUGAAUCAUCGAAGAACAAUCUGUCGUUAUUGAUAGAUAAAAAGGGAGGUGAAUACAACAAAGAAGUGUCUACAAAUUUACUGUCUAUAGGCAUGUGGUGUGCCAAUGAAUUUGCCCAAAAUCGACCUACAAUGGAAAUUGUAUUUGAAACAUUGAAUAACUUGUGAAAUUUCAUAAGCAUUUGGUUGCAUAUGUUUGAAAUACAAGUUACACACACGCAUGCACACAUGUAGAUAAUAUAUUGUAAAUACUUAUAUCAUUCUUAUCGAACGUAAUUAAAUAAUUUCUAUACAUAUA
Messenger RNA from Vollenhovia emeryi, 2067 nucleotides. RefSeq names its product serine/threonine-protein kinase pelle (gene pll). Gene Ontology annotation, molecular function: protein binding; protein kinase activity; ATP binding. Bases 480 to 1937 code for a protein of 485 amino acids. Gene Ontology annotation, biological process: signal transduction; protein phosphorylation. The record is from RefSeq and is a predicted model, not a curated record. Lineage: Eukaryota; Metazoa; Arthropoda; Insecta; Hymenoptera; Formicidae. The transcript has 5 exons.